AUGGCCCCGGGGACCCGGCCGCCGCCGCCGCCGCCGCCGCCGCUGCUGCUGCUCCUCCCGCUGCUGCUCCUCCCGCCGCCCGCGACGUGGGCGCUCGUCCCCCGGAUCAGCCUGCCGCUGGACUCUGAAGAGCGACCAGUCUUCAGAUUCCAAGCCGAAAACGUCUCCAACUACUCAGCCCUUCUGCUGAGCAGCGACGGGGGGACCCUGUAUGUGGGGGCCCGGGAAGCCCUCUUUGCGCUCAACAGCAGCGCCAGCUUCCUGCCAGGCGGGGAGUACCAGGAGCUGCUCUGGAGCGCAGAUGCCGAGAGGAAGUACCAGUGCAGCUUCAAGGGCAAGGACCCGCAGCGUGACUGUCAGAACUACAUCAAGAUCCUCCUGCCCCUCAACAGCAGCCACCUGUUCACCUGCGGCACCGGGGCCUUCAGCCCGCUCUGCGCCUACAUCAGUGUAGAGAGCUUCACGCUGGCACAGGACGAGGCGGGGAAAGUUCUCCUGGAAGAUGGCAAGGGCCGUUGCCCCUUUGACCCCAAUUUCAAGUCCACGGCCCUCAUGGUUGAUGGCGAGCUCUACACUGGAACAGUGGGCAACUUCCAGGGGAACGACCCGGCCAUCUCCCGGAGCCACAGCCGCCGCCCCAUCAAGACCGAAGGCUCCCUCAACUGGCUGCAAGACCCGGCGUUCGUGGCCUCGGCCUACAUUCCCGAGAGCCUGGGCAGCGCGCAGGGGGACGACGACAAGAUCUACUUCUUCUUCAGCGAGACCGGCCAGGAGUUCGAGUUUUUCGAGAACACCAUCGUGUCCCGCAUCGCCCGCAUCUGCAAGGGCGACGAGGGCGGCGGGCGGAUCCUGCAGCAGCGCUGGACGUCCUUCCUGAAGGCGCAGCUGCUGUGCCUGCGGCCCGGCGACGGCUUCCCCUUCAACGUGCUGCAGGACGUCUUCACGCUGAGCCCCGGUCCCGAGGACUGGCGGGACACGCUUUUCUACGGGGUCUUCACGUCCCAGUGGCACCGAGGGACCACGGAGGGCUCCGCCGUCUGCGUCUUCAGCAUGAGGGACGUGCAGAGGGCCUUCGACGGCUUCUACAAGGCGGUGAACCGCGAGACGCUGCAGUGGUACACCGUGGCCUACGAGGUGCCCACGCCCCGGCCCGGCUCGUGCAUCACCAACAGCACCCGGGAGAGAAGGAUCAACUCAUCCCUGCAGCUCCCCGACCGCGUGCUCAACUUCCUCAAGGACCACUUCCUGAUGGACGGGCAGGUCCGCAGUCGCCUGCUGCUGCUGCAGCCGCAGGCCCGCUACCAGCGCGUUGCCGUGCACCGCGUGGCCGGCCUGCACCGCACCUACGACGUCCUCUUCCUGGGCACCAAGGACGGCCGGCUGCACAAGGCGGUGGACGUGGGCUCCGGCGUGCACGUCAUUGAGGAACUCCAGAUCUUCCCGCCCGGGCAGCCCGUGCAGAAUCUGCUCCUGGACCCCCACCGGGGCCUGGUGUACGCAGCCUCCCACUCCGGGGUAGUCCAGGUGCCCGUGGCCAACUGUGACCUGUACCGGAGCUGCGGGGACUGCCUCCUUGCCCGGGACCCCUACUGCGCCUGGAGCGGCAACCGGUGCCGUCACGUCAGCCUCUACCACCAGCAGCCGGCCUCCAGGCGGUGGGUCCAGGACAUCGAAGGCGGUAACGCCAGGGACCUCUGCAACGCUUCCUUCGUCAAGCCCCGGUUGGCUGCUCCAGUAGGCGAGAAGCCAUGUGAGCCAGUCCCGUUGGAGCCCAAUACGGUGAACACCUUGGCCUGCCCGCUGCUCUCCAACCUGGCGACGCGGCGCUGGCUGCGCGACGGGCUGCCCGUCAACGGCUCGGCCUCCUGCCGGGUGCUGCCCUCGGGCGACCUGCUGCUGGUGGGCAGCCAGCAGGAGCUGGGCAUGUUCCAGUGCUGGUCGCUGGAGGGCGGCUUCCAGCAGCUGGUGGCCAGCUACUGCCCGACGGUGCUGGACACGGCGGCGGACCGGCAGGGGCGAGGGCCCGUCAUCAUCAACACGUCGCGGGUGAGCGCACCGGUGGCCCACGGCAAGGCCGGCCGGAGCGCGGGCCCGUCCUACUGGACCGAGUUCCUGGUGAUGAGCGCGCUGUUCGUGCUGGUCAUCCUGCUGGUGAUCCUGUUCUUCCUCUACCGGCACCGCGACAGCAUGAAGCUGUUCCUGAAGCAGGGGGAGCGCGCCAGCAUGCACCCCAAGACCCACCCGGUGGUGGCGCCCCCCGAGACCCGGCCGCUCAACGGCGUCGGCCCGCCGAGCAUCCUGCCGGACCACCGUGGCUACCAGGCCCUGUCGGACAACUCGCCGGGGCCGCAGGCCUUCACCGAGUCCGAGAAGAGGCCGCUCAGCAUCCACGACAGCUUCGUGGAGGUGUCCCCGGUGUGCCCCCGGCCCCGGGUCCGCCUGGGCUCCGAGAUCCGGGACUCGGUGGUGUGA
Molecule: messenger RNA, 2472 nt
Organism: Pipistrellus nathusii (Nathusius's pipistrelle)
Lineage: Eukaryota; Metazoa; Chordata; Mammalia; Chiroptera; Vespertilionidae
Source: the annotation of a GenBank genome assembly